Molecule: messenger RNA, 413 nt
Organism: Brassica oleracea var. oleracea
Lineage: Eukaryota; Viridiplantae; Streptophyta; Magnoliopsida; Brassicales; Brassicaceae
Exons: 3
Coding region: 3-362 (119 amino acids)
Source: RefSeq, a predicted model, not a curated record
AGAUGAAGGGAGGAGGAGAGAAGAAGAUGACUCUAGAAGAGUACGUUGAUUACUUCAGCUCUGGAAAGUCCAUCUACUUCACUUGCUCAUACCUCAAUCAGAUCCUUCAUCUGCACGGUUUCCGAAAGCUUCACCACUCGACUAAGAAAACUGUUGGUGAAGCCGUUGACGCAGUGGAGCUGCUAGAUCUCUCUCGCUCGAUUCUGAAUCAAACCACACUCUCCUCAUCGUCAGCUUCCCUGACUCUCGAUCAAGUGAUAACCGAUAUCGAAGCUCUCAAAUGGCAGGAAUGCUGUAUCACCUCUCUCCAGAUCGUCAGUUCGGAUGAUAGGACUCGAGCAGUGGACAAUACGAAAGAGUGAUCGAACAAGAGAAAGAAGCAAGGAAACGAAAAGAAGAAGAGGAAGAGGAAU